GCAUUUAAAUUAGAUUCCUAAAAAGACAACCACAUCACUCGCGAGUGUGAAGCAUUGUGAAAUAUAAUGGGCGGCAUGGCUGUAACUGUCCGGGGCGGCUAGUGCAUACUUGUUGGUGGGCUUAAUUUUGACAAUUUUCCUCGAAGAACUCUUAUUCGAAGACUGUGAAUAAUGGUAUGGCAAUGCGAAUAGACUGUCCAUUGCGACGUAGCCGCCGUGCGGCACAGGCGGGCCCUGUGCUGCCAAUGGCCAUGCAGGACCGUGUGUCACCAGCAACAGAUGAUCGAGUACACUGCUGUGGUCGGCGCUUUUGGUUUGUGCGGGACAUCUGUGGCAUUAUCUGUGCUGUGAUGACAUGGCUCUUGGUGCUGUAUGCACAGUAUGUGGUGGUAGGCGUUAUACUCUUGCCAUCACUCCAUACCUACUAUGGCACCUUUCACUUAAUGCUCUUUGAGCUGCUGGCCUUUCUGGCUGUCUUCUCACACGUUCGCACCAUGGUGACGGACCCAGGCGCAGUGCCUCGGGGCACAGCCACGCGUGAGGCAGUGGAGCAAUUGGGCCUGAGAGAAGGUCGGCUAGUUUACAAAUGUCCCAAGUGCAGCUGCCUUAAGCCUGAGCGAGCUCAUCAUUGCAGCGUGUGCCAGCGAUGCAUCCGCAAGAUGGACCACCAUUGCCCUUGGGUGAACAACUGCAUUGGCGAGAACAACCAAAAGUUCUUCGUCCUCUUCACUUUGUACAUAGCAGUGAUCUCCUGCCACGCAUUUUUCCUGGCAGUCAACCAUUUUGUCGGCUGCAUCAACAGUGAAUGGAGCACCCGCGGGAUUCCUCAUUCUUCAACAGGAUGCUCAGCUGGCUCUCCAGCGGUCACUGUCAUCCUGCUCAUCCUACUCAUCUUCGAAGCGUUGCUGUUUGCCAUUUUCACUCUGGUCAUGUUUGCGUCCCAGCUGCAAGCCAUCUGGAAUGAUGAGACGGGCAUAGAACAGCUGAAGAAGGAAGUGGCCAGAUGGCAGAAACGCUCUCCAUGGAGGAGCAUGCGGGCUGUCUUUGGGCGCUUCUCUCUCUCCUGGUUUUCACCGUUCACAUCGGCUGUAGAUGCACCCCUUCUCCCAGGUUACCUGUAUGCGGUUUAGCACUAUUUUCAGAGAUGAUGCAAAUGAAAGCAUGAUGAAUGUUGCACAUCUCCCUCACGAACCAAGUUCUCCUAUUCGAGCUUAGGUCAUACCUAGUGUUUGCAAGACGUGCAUCUAAGUCUUUUGUGGAAGAAACUUGACACAGUACUACAGCAAGCCAUUCAUUGUGAAAGCUUUUUUAAUUGGAAACAAAAGUCUAUAUGAAGAUACUGCGAGCCCCAUCAGGUUCUGCUUCUGGAAGGCACUGGCACAGCACUACAAGUUGGCCUGCCUGUUUCUUUUUCUCUGUGAACGAAACGUUUGUGGUUGAGCAAAGACUGAAGAGGGUCAAAAUACAAGUGUGCAUUUUAAAGAGCGAAGCGACAGAGGCAAUGUUUGUGUGCCCGCUUCUACUAUGGUACACUAUUGGAGGUUUGUAUAGUGUGCGUAUAUUAGCAUAUGAACUGCUAGACUUCCAAGCUGUGAAACAGUGAUACACUUGAGGUUAGUCUUUUUAUUUCAAUAUUUUUUACUGUACCACUUGAUUGUUAAGCCGAUUGUUCAAGCUUAGGAUGGCACUCCCAGAAGUCACAUUUUGGAAUACUGUCAUUUCCACGAGAUUAUGCAUGAGUUGUACUGGUUGCGUUGGUGUUGGUCACAGCAUUCCUGGCACUAUGUCGAGUUCACUGUCUUAUCACAGUGCCAAAACACUGUCACCUGUAUAUGCCAGAAUAUGUAGUGCUAUCUGCCCAAAAUCUCUUGGAAAAAUCUGCAAAAGUGAGUACCAGAGAAUACCAUCCGUGAACAGUCUUUAUACUUUUAAGCAGUAGGUCUUAAUAUCAACGAAGGGGUGUAGUCAGUGUUUGAAGUGGCAUAAGAACAAAUAUUGUGAUAGUUUGAGAGCACUAUUCAUGAUGUUGACUUAAAACUACCAUUUUGGAAAACAUAUUGUUAUGAAAAGGGCCCACGGUCUCUUGAGUAGCAUGUCGCAAGGGCCAAUGCCGGACAGGGACCAUCCAGGCAGAGGCAAGGCAAAAGGCAGCCAGAAAAAAGAAAGCGUUUAUAUUUACAACAUAUGUACAAAACGUGGAUGAGGAAGCCGCCGAUGCUAGAUGCGUCGGCCUUUCAUAGGCGCCGAGAUGCUCGAGGAGGAGGGUGCACCACCACCCUUCAGACGUGUCCAGCGUCUUUGUCGGGCGCACCCAGUGUCUCCGACAGACACGUCUGGUGCCUCUUGGAGGAAGACCAGCAUGGGGGCGAGAGCACCGCACAACACGAGACGUGUUCCACACGUUCCUGCGGGCCAGUCGUGUGGCACCUUCCAGGUAGUCUGGCUCCGGGUACUGCCUUUGGGAGCCUUUCAGCGAGCAGGCCGCAGCACGCUCGUUACAGCUUCUCCGCUGGGGCAACCUUGACCCGAUGGACAAGGGUCCCCAGCCACUGCCGGAGGGUCAUUCUGCGGAAAUCCAAAGUAUCCGCUUGCAGAGAUGCCCGGAACAGCUGUUGGCGCGCAGCGUUGGCCCCGGCUCACCCGUCGUCCUGGACUCAGUGCUGGCCUUCGGGCUCGCCCUCUGCCAGAGCGCUAUCACAGGGAUACGUGCAAGCACCAGACCCCCUAAGACAAUUGCCACCACUGCCACCAGUUGUUACGAAGAGGCAACUCACGGCCUCCUGGGUAGCGUUUCAUGAGGGCCAGCGCCGGGCCAUGAGCAUCCAGGCAGGGGCAAGGCAAGAGGCAGCCAGAAGGAAACAGAAAGUUUAUAUUUACAAUGUGUGUACAAAACAUGGACGAGGAAGCCGGCUAUGCUAGAUGCGCCGGCCUUUUAUAGGGGCUGAGACUCUUGAGGAGGAGGGCGCACCACCGCCGUUGAGACGCGUUCAGCGUCUCUGUUGGACGCGCCCAAUUUCUCCGACGGACGCAUCUGCAAGAGAACCGCACAACGCGAAAUGCAUUCCACGCGUUUCUGCAGGCCAGUCUUGCAGCACCUUCCAAGUAGUCUGGCUUCGGGUACUGCCUCUGGGAGUCUUUCAGCCAGCGGGCUGCACAUGAUCGUAAUAAUACUCUACUGAACAGGAGUUUUUUUUUCAUGUUCAUUGAGUUCCAAGUUUGGGAAAGUUGGCAUUAUUCGUGAAGCUCAUUGUCAAAUACCUGCUUUUAUGGAAGGCAGAAAUUAUGCAGCGAUUUGAAAUAUUCAUGGGGGAUAUAGUUGUGCAAAAUGCAGUAAUUGUGGCAUGCGUAAUGGAAUGACUUUUGAACUUUGUUUUAAACUUGCCUCUAGGCAACCAUUGAUAUCUAUUCAGUUGCUUGUGUUGGCUUUUAUUGCAUUGAAUGCUUGUAUGGCAUUGUUUAUAUGAAGUAAUGUUGCAUCUAAGCUUUGGAAGGCCAGAGUAGCAGCAUAAAAACGCACAAAGUGUCUUUGGAGAUCUACUUUUUAACUUGAAAGUUAUGCAGAAAUUAUGCAGCGAUUUGAAAUAUUCAUGGGGGAUAUAGUUCUGCAAAAUGCAGUAAAUGUGGCAUGCGUAGUGGAAUGACUUUGGAACUUUGUUUUAAACUUGCCUCUAGGCAACCAUUCAUAUCUGUUCAGUUGCUUGUGUUGGCUUUUAUUGCAUUGAAUGCUUGUAUGGCAUUGUUUAUAAGAAGUAAUGCUGCACCAAAGCUUUGGAAGGCCAGAGUAGCAGCAUAAAAACGCACAAAGUGUCUUUGGAGAUCUACUUUUUAACUUGAAAGUGCAAAUUGUUGAAAGGUAUUAUAUGUAAAUGCAAAGAAACAUAUACACCAAACUCUUAGGCUCUAAAGUCUCUAUUUUGUAGACCUGUGCAUCUGUAGUGAUACUCUGUGUAAUGUAUUGAAACAUUGUCAGAAUGCAUGAAAUCACAAAUGAAGUAUUGUAAUUUGAACACAAUUUGUGCUAUAAAAUUGAUAGUUUUCCAUGUAUAUAAGGUUGUCAUUUGAAUGUUGUGUGAUGUUUAUUUGCUUUGUGCCCUUACUGUGAAAGUAUUCUAACAUUGUUGUACAAGAACGCACUGUGGGGUAUGUUUUAAAACUGCAUUAUUUAUUUUUCAAAGUUUGGUCGCUACGUAGUAACAACUAUAAGGGCACUAUACUCACUUGAAUCUCUAGCUUAAAAUUUUUUUUUCACUUCUGUAGGCAUUGGAACACACCAUCAUUUAUGCCUGUUAUGGCACUUUCUCAAAUUUCUCUAGAGAACUUGCUUGACAUGCUUGAGAGUGCUUCCUUAAAAGCCGUUUUAAGAAUUGGCUGAAGUUGUAUUAAACAGUCUUGUGCUAACUGGAAAAAAAUAAAGCAGUAUGAUCAGGAUAAAUCUUGCCUGAUCUAAGCCCUAACGAUUCUGCUUUGCUGUAUCUGCAUGUCAGUAGGGCAUAUAGCAUUUGUUGAGGGUUAUAGACAUUCUGAAUGUGUGAGUCUGUGUUAACUGUUUAAAACUAAUGAAGAAGAGAAACUUGAGAAUAGAGUUCUUUGUUGUUUUUUGUUGGUGAAUAAGCAUUUCCAUGUCACUGCCUGGCAUUGUUGGUUUGCUUUUAUGGGGUUCCGGCUUUCUUUUUAGCCAUUUUUGCUUGUCUGACAAAAUUUAGACCUUGUGAUCCUUUUGUUGGUUGUGAAUGGGCUAUGAACUUGCUUAUGUAUUGUAAUGGUUACGUGAUUACAAUAUGAGAAGGGUAGGAAGGCACUGUAUUUAACUGGUACUAUGUGAUUUUUAUGUUUUGUCAGCUAGCUGAGUUGCACCACUGCAGGAUUUCUGAUUCUUGGUUGUAAAGACGUAAUAAUUACCUCAACCCCCCCGCCCCCCACCCCGCUGCCCUCUUAUAUGCACUUGUACUUGGCCUGAGAGGGCUGUUGCUGUUUUUGUAAAUAGUGUCACAAUAUUGACAGUUACGUUCACCCUAAAAAAUAAACAGGCGUGCUUUUACAUGCAAAAAUUCAAUAAUAGGGCUCAAAGUUAGAGAUAGAGAGGUGCCGUACUUUUGCAUAUAUACAUGCAUAUGCUGUGUCCUAGUAUUGGUCAUGUGAUCUUAUUGCAGCGUGACUUGAGUCGGAAUUUGUGACAUGUCGAAGGACAGUUUUGAGAAAUGCCCUUAGCAUCAACCAUACACUACAUUCAUUUAAACUGUUUGCACUUGGUUUUCAGCUACGUUCUUACCCAGAAUGUUUAAAAUUUGCUCUGCAUUCCAUGAAAACUUGUGGAUUAUCUCGGUUGUCCUGCUUUUUUUUUAUAAUCCUUCCAUUCAUUAAACAGACAUUCUUCACUUGGUGAGCCAGUUGACUGCUGGUAAAAAUGCAUAAUAUUGUGUAAAAUUCUAGGCACUUCACUUGCAAAAUGUCAGAGGCUUGUCAUAAAUCCAUUGAACUAAUGCAUCCUGAUGUACGCUACUUUCUGUCUUCUAUGCACUGCAGUGUAUACUUAAAAUAUUUCAAUUGCAACAAAGUGGGAAAUUGUUCAAGAGCUAUUGGUGGCACUGGCAUAUGUACGCCAUAAUGUUGAACACGUGGAGCCCAUGUAAAAAACAGAAAUAGUAUAUGUUUUCGGUUUCUUACACUUCUUGGCUACUUCGACUAGUGCAUGAUAUGCACAUUACAUGUGUGGGCUUGCUUUACACAGCUUUAAAAAAGGUCAGUACGUAUCGAUCUUUAUCCAGUUUUAAUAUGAGGUUGGACGCAGUAUGAUUUCAUGCGCCAAAGUGCAGUUUGAAACCUUAAGUUUUAUAGCGAAAUUGUUGUGUGGCCCUACUAAAGAAAUUUAGAAAUGGUAGUUGCGACUGGUGCAUAAAACAUCCACUGAAAUUUUCGCUUCUUGUCUUUCUAGAAGGCUGACACUAGGAAUAUCUUGGGAGGAAAAAAAAAAAGUGUCCGUGAAGUGAGUAACCAUGUGGGCUACUCUCAACAAUUUAUUUCAUUGUCAGAGAAUAAAAAACAGCGUGUUUCUUCGUGGCCAAGACAUGAUAAACGUUUUGAUACCAUGUAUCAUAACCUUCAUUUCCAAUAAAAGCAAGCUGAACAUAUUUCGAUUAUUUUUGCACCACCCUUCAACAUGUUUCAAUUUUUUCCAGAAUUUAGUCAUUUUUAUUAACUCUAUGCAUCAGUCUGUUAAAAAUAUUGGGCACACAAAUGCUUUUUAAAAUGUCCUGUACAAGGUUUUGUCAUUGCAAAUGAAAAACCGCUGCAUGUAGAUUAUGCAGUGACUGCAUGCCUACAAGGUAGGACACAUUCAUGCACCACGAGAACAGCCAGGGACUCAAAAGUAAGCUUGUAUGCCCUUAUAGUAGCCAAUCUGCUACGCAGUACGGGAUGGGCAUCGGAGCUGUCAAGCCACAGCUGCUUUCGUUAGCGGUAAAUGGUCAACACAGCACAUCAGCCAAUGGGGCAGAACCGCUACUAAAAUUUUCACCACUUAAGAAAAAAAAAAGUAAAAUACACACAUACAUGUGCACACACACACACACAUGCACUGAAUAUUAUAAAAGUGGGAUGGCACUUGUGACUCAAAUUAUGGACCUAUAGCUUCAAUGCAGCGAACUGAAAGGGACAAAUAUUGCUUCUGGAUGCUAGUCAAAGCAAUGGAAUGUGCUUGUGUUUUAGGGACGUUUAUUACCUCCUCACACCAUCACUUCACAAUGCUUUUUUUUUUUGCUUCUGUCUUUGUUAUCACUGGACACUUUUCAAAUAUUUUUGCAGAAGAAUGCUCCAUGGGACAGUGCAGGAUGAGUGGCCCUUUAAAUAGUAAUCUGUGUAGUUUGUCUCACCUAAGCAACUAGAUUGAAGGUCUUGUGAUUUUAUGAAUGGGAGCCUUUUGAAUGUAGUCAUUUUUUCAAAGAUAAUUUCAAGUAUUUCUUGUUCUGAAUGAUAUUAUGUAACAGUCAUUUGUAUAUUUUUGCUGUUUUAUUGCAAAAAAGUUUUCAGUGAGAAUGUUGAACAAUUUAAAAUAAAGUACCACAUAGAACUUUGUAAAAAUUGCUGUUACUCAAUACGAGCAUUCUCGUAUAUUGAAGACAGCCUUCAGAACGAAGGAAUAAACUGUUCUUAUUGAAUCUUAUAAAUGCUAUUCAGACGGCAAGUAAAUACGCAUCAAGACACAAGUGAAACUAGUGAAUGGUUUAGUCUAUCAAACACGAAAUGAAUCCCAACUCAGGUGCCAUUAGCAAGUCUCAGCUAUCACUAGUAGAAGUAAAAAUGAUUGAACUUCGUGUUAUUGAAGUCAUAUUUAAUGGACUAAUUAUUAUUUGCAGGGAAGUUUUUAGGGAACAGUAUCUUGGAAUUAGCCAGUUUACUGCUUUUUGACAGACACAAUGACUAUGUCUUAAUGUAAUAACAAGAGUCUCAAAUUGUAAUUAAUCACCUUUAGUUGUUCCACGACUAAUGGCAUCUUAAAUGAAACGUAAAAAUGAAAUGUUGCUGAUGAAUCUUAUGAUAAUGUUACUUUUUUUUUUAAGUAAUCUAAAUCUGAAAGCAGCCUCACUAGGUAUUUUAUUAUAUUUAUUAUAACCUGAUGUAAUUUAAAAAUGAUCUUGACCAUUGAGUCCCCAAACAACACUAGCAUCUCUGAAGAUUGCUAGAAAGUUUUCCAAAUGUUGUGUAGCAGCACUGUGUGUUUGCAUGUGGCCAUGUGUUGUUGCGUUGUAUAUUAUUCAGUAUUGAAUUUCUUUGCUGCAGCAGCAUCUGGCCAAAAUUCGGCUCUACUUAGUAGAUGAUGAUGCACUGUGCUUUCAUAUGUAACGUUUCAAAAAUGUGGGUGAUACUAUUCGGUACUGCCAUAACGUUUCAAAAAUGUGGGUGAUACUAUUCGGUACUGCCACAAAUGUUCUGGCUGGUAAAAUGCAAGAUUUGUAAACACUGAACCAGAGCAUAGCAGAUGCAAGGUUCCUUACAUUCAAAUCGCUAUCUAAAUAUGCAAAAGGGAAUUAGUAAGUAUACAUAUUUUUCGGAACGGCAACCUUUACUGUGCAUGCUUAUUGCGAACACUUUUUUUUUUUUGCACCAUCAUUGAUGUAUGUGACAACUUUUGUCACGCUAGAUGCACUUUGUUGUGAUCUUUGUUGUGCUCCUGAUGGUAGUCUUCGACGUGGGAGACUGUGAUUUAUUUGGUGGUUUCUACACAUAGUGAUGCUCAUCUUUAUUUUGUGUAGAAAGUGUUUUGGAACUGGGAGAAUUGUGUACUGCAACACUGACUGGGCUGGGCAGGAUAAUGGCAAUGAUGUAAGUAAAAGAAAAAUUAAGGACAA
Molecule: messenger RNA, 8345 nt
Organism: Rhipicephalus microplus (southern cattle tick)
Lineage: Eukaryota; Metazoa; Arthropoda; Arachnida; Ixodida; Ixodidae
Product: palmitoyltransferase ZDHHC3
Molecular function (GO): palmitoyltransferase activity
Source: RefSeq, a predicted model, not a curated record